CUCGGCAUCUUGUCAUGUCUAUUACAGAGAUAUUUAAGUCUACUGGAAGCGAAUGGCACAACCCUUAUCAUCCUGCGAAACGGUUAAAAGCAAACACCGGAGCCCCGUCGGCUGGUCCCGUUCAAACGCGAACGGAUGAAAGCAGAGCGACGUGGAAGAAAACUAACACCACGGAUAGCCGCCCGACCGCCGCAGGAUGUGCAGCCCAGUCAGGCACGCUCAGAGGCAGAUUCUCAACCUGUUACUAUUGUGUUCCGGGUCCGAGAUGAGAACAGAUGUUGGAGGAUGGCUUAUGAGGUCUGCGUUGAUGAUCGGUCCAACCAGUUGCAGGUGGAACAACUGGCAAGGAAGGAGGCGAGAGACCGGCAGGCCACUUUCUAUGAUAAGGACCUGCAGAAACUUACUCCGGCACAGUGUUUCGAGGCGGCAAUUGAAGAUGACACGAAUACAAUCUUUAUGAAUUUCGGGGGAGAGCUUAGGAUGGAUGAAGACACAAUAAGGUCGAUCGCACGCGAAGUGGAAUUGUGAAGACUCCAGUAAUAUUGGGGUUGUCGGCAGACCAGACAGGCCGCAACA
Aspergillus versicolor CBS 583.65 is the source of this 576-nucleotide messenger RNA. RefSeq lists its product as uncharacterized. The coding region runs from base 136 to 528 and encodes 130 amino acids. The record is from RefSeq and is a predicted model, not a curated record. The transcript has a single exon. NCBI's taxonomy places the organism in Eukaryota, Fungi, Ascomycota, Eurotiomycetes, Eurotiales, Aspergillaceae.